This is a messenger RNA of Gadus morhua (Atlantic cod), 3965 nucleotides long. It is a transcript of the gene slc5a8l, whose product is annotated as solute carrier family 5 member 8, like. Gene Ontology annotation, molecular function: organic acid:sodium symporter activity. Bases 110 to 1924 code for a protein of 604 amino acids. The record is from RefSeq and is a predicted model, not a curated record. Gene Ontology annotation, cellular component: extracellular exosome; membrane. Gene Ontology annotation, biological process: propanoate transmembrane transport; sodium ion transport. NCBI's taxonomy places the organism in Eukaryota, Metazoa, Chordata, Actinopteri, Gadiformes, Gadidae. The transcript is spliced from 18 exons.
UCAUUGGUUAGAGUGGUUGGCUCGCAGCCGUUUAAAGUAGGCUAUAAGACAGGCUGUUCUUGUAAGGUUGUAGUUUGUGCAGGUAGCUUAAGGGUGAAGCAACCAAACGAUGGCAGGAGAAGUGGCCUCGUUCUCCGUGUGGGACUAUGUGGUGUUUGCAGGUAUACUUUUGGGGGCUUCUGGGAUUGGCCUCUGGCAGGCAAUUCGUGGUCGCAAGGAGAACACGAGUGAGGAGUUUCUACUGGGUGGCCGCCAAAUGCACGCGGUGCCCGUUGCGAUGUCUCUUACCGCCAGCUUCAUGUCGGGCAUCACGGUGAUUGGCACGCCCGCCGAGUCUUAUCGUUAUGGCACAGCCUUCUGGCUCUUCGGCCUGAGCUACGCCAUCACGUCCAUCGUCACGGCGGAGAUCUUUGUCCCCUUCUUCUACCGACUGGGCAUCACCAGCAUCUAUGAGUACCUGGAGAUGCGCUUCAGUAAAAGUGUGCGUGUUUUGGCUACAAGCAUAUUUAUUUUGCAGACGGUCCUUUACACUGGUUUAGUCAUCUACGCUCCAGCUAUUGCACUCAACCAAAUCACUGGGCUGAACCUGUGGGGCGUGUUGGUGGUGACGGGUGCGGUGUGCAUCGUCUACUGUACCUUGGGCGGCCUGAAGGCUGUGAUCUGGACCGACGCGGUGCAGUUGGUCAUCAUGCUGUCAGGCUUUGCUGCAGUAAUCGCCAGGGGGGUGGUGCUCCAGGGAGACAUGGCCCGGAUAUGGCAGGACGCUGCCGACGGAGGACGGCUCGAAACGUUUGAUUUUGACCCGGACCCACUGAAGCGCCACACCUUCUGGACCAUCCUGGUGGGGGGCAGCAUGAUAUGGAUCUCUGUGUACAGCAUCAACCAGUCCCAGGUGCAGCGCUACUUGGCCUGCAGGAGCGUGGCCCACGCCAAGACGUCCUUGUAUUUGAAUUACUUGGGCCUGUUGGCUACUGUGAGUCUGGCCAUGUUUUGUGGCCUCACCAUGUACUCUAUUUACAUGAAGUGUGAUCCCCUCACUAACAAUGAUGUAGGAUCCCCCGACCAGUUGCUUCCGUACCUUGUCAUGGAUAUCCUGGCAGACUACCCAGGAGUCCCUGGUUUUUUUGUGGCUGCAGCUUACAGUGGGACUCUCAGCACCGUGUCCUCCAGUAUUAAUGCACUCACGGCUGUAACACUGGAAGACUUUAUCCGACCUAAAUGGCGAAACCUGACGGAGAAGCAGUUGUCCUGGAUCAACAUGAGUCUCAGUGUGUUCUUUGGUGUGGUUUGUAUUGGAAUGGCUGGAGUUGCUUCGUUGAUGGGAAGUGUUCUGCAAGCUGCUCUGUCCAUCAUGGGGAUCAUUGGUGGGCCUCUUUUGGGACUGUUCUUCUUGGGAAUGCUUUUCCGCACAACAAACACCAUGGGGGGCCUACUGGGACUUCUUGUAGGCCUCAUAUUGACUAUGUGGGUGGGUAUCGGAGCCCAGAUCUAUCCCCCCGGAGCCGACAAAACCAAUCUUCUGCAAUUCAGCACCAACUGCAGUAAUUCACCGGGCGAUAAUAACAUGACCACUGCAUUUCCAUGGACCAGUGCAUUGACAUUGACCCGUGAACCACCGGUUAGGCCUCCUCUGGCUGACAGCUGGUACUCGCUGUCCUACCUGUACUUCUGUCCUCUGGGCACCCUGUGCACCGUGGUAGUGGGCCUGCUGGUCAGCAUCAUCACAGGUGGGUGUAAGCAGGAGAGGCUUGACAGUAGUCUGUUUGUGAGGAAGAGCGACCUGAUUUGUUUCAACUGCUGUGGCAGUAGUUCUAAGACAUCAGACAUGGAGAAAGAGGACAAUGAGAAAACCAAGGACAAGUUUGAUGCAUAUCAAAUGUUUGAUACAACGGGAAAAGAUGAGGAGAAAGUCACCAAAUUGUAAAAGGAAUUGAUCACUAUAUUGUGAAAGGGACAACCAAACAAAAGUCUAUUUUAACAUAUUUAUAACAGAGAGCCUUUUAGCCAAUUAAAUUAAAUGUGAACAACUGGCAGUUGUUCAGUGAAGACGGCAGUGAAUGCCGCCUAAAUCUAAAUCUAACGUAUGCCCCAAUAUGCCGACCACUAGGAACAUUGUAUUUGAAGAAUUGCUCCCUCGUAGAAAAAAAAGAAUCUGUAUUGUAAAAAAUUUAAAUAUAAUAAUUCUAAAUGUUUAUUUAGUAUUUUAUGUUUGAAUAUUUAUUGUAAUAUUCAACUAUAUAUAAUUAUGGAGGUUGAAAAAUAAAAAUUAAAAAAAUAUGCAUUAUGCAAGAAAAGAGGGAAAGUGGGCCGGCUAGUGUAUCUAUCACUCGACAAGAGUGAACUGUCAAAUUCACAAUGUAUGCAUAUCAUGUAUGAGUAAUUAAGUGAAAGGAAACCAUGCUGGGAUUUAAUCCAGAUAAGAGAGACACAUAGAUGAACUGUAAUAACCUCGGGCCCUUAUCUCCUUGGCAACAUGCAAUAAAGGAAGUUACAAAGAAAUGACCCGCCCACUCCUACCUGCCAUUCUGCCAGGAAGAGACUGGCUGUACCUAGUGCGCAAGGAGUAGAGAGUAAACAAUGAUAGGACAGCGAUUGUGGAAACCAUUCUUUCUGUUCCCGUGUUAUGAACUACUAGAGAGCACACAAUGAACCAGGUCCUGGAGUCACAUGUUGCCUUGCUGGUAUGUUGCCUUCUCGCAUGUUCAUUUGCUGCAAUGACACCGGCACCAAAGGAGGACUUGACGACAACAUUAGCCAGCUUUAAAGACACAACCUCUCAUACUACAGACGUCCCGAAUACAACAGUCUCUUCAAUGAGCAUCCCCAACAAUGCCACCCAGGGGUCUACAGCCGACAGCUCUGUCUCUUUCCAAAGCACUACCGAUCCUACCAGAAACUUAGAAUCGACUGCUUCUUCUAGCACCUCAAGCCAGGUUUCAACACGCAGGAGCACAACACAGCCUCCAGCCAGUAUCAUCACCACCAGCCCAACCACAACCACCUUCAAAACCACAAACCCUGAGAGGGAAACUUCAACCCGGUCGCAACCAACAAGCCAAGCAACCCCACCAGCUGUGUUUCAUAGCACUUCACCUGCUGAUGCUACAAAACAUUCCACACAAGCUGCCCCAGACAAUGUAACGCUAAUACGGCCUCAUGUCAUAGAAGGUUUGAACCUCAACACCUCAGAGAGGAAUAUGACGAUCGUCUUCAGCGUUGUGCUCGCAGGGUUUGUUUUGGGGUCCGUUAUAUAUCUUCUCCACAGAUGCAAACAGAGACUGCAAUAUUCCCAUCACCCCCUUCACAUGGAUCAAUUUCAGGCUGAUGACGACACGCUGGUAAUCUCGGGCGGACUUUAUGACGGACAUGCAUUAUUCGACCAACCACAACCCACUACAGAUGGAUCAGUCAACCUUCAGUUUAUCAAUGAGAGAGAGAGCUCCUACAUUAACUGAUGGCUCACUGAAAGUGAAGUAAGAUGAAGUGAUCUUUUUCAGAAUUGAGCUUUCAACAACUGUCAUCUUUGAAGUAUACUCUUGAUACAUUGGGGAAUAUAUUAUCAUUUAUUUAUAACGCUAACGAGAACAAUGCAGAAUCAGAGAAUUUUUAUAAUUGCAACAAUCUGUAAUACAAACAGCAAUGAAUUGAUCUAUUAUUAUCAUAAAAAAACACAACUUGAAAAGUACAUAACAUUUUGUGUGCAUGGUAAUGAAACGCAAAUGGAACAGCCAUGCUUGACUAUGCAACAGCAUUCAUGAACAUAGUCAUUGGUCAGUAUCCAACAAAUUCAUGAGAACUAAUACCUUAUUGAAACGUCUAAAACGGCUUAAAGAUAAUGAAUACAAACUUAAACGUUCAUACAAAGCUAAAUCAGUUUUGAACAAACACUGAUACUAUGCUUACUGAUGACUAUGCUUACUAUGCUUAUGAACUUUCUGAGAUAUAAAAGCACAUUUUUAAGCAAA